CACGGAAGCUCGUUUGGGUGACGUGGCCACCUUUAGCAGAGACAUGGAGCCGGAGGAUCUGAACCCCGCUGAGACUCCAGAACCUCAGCAACCACCAGAACCACCAGCAGAACCUCAACAACCACUAGAACCCCCAGCCGAACCUCAACAACAACCUGAACAGCAGCAGAGUUCGGACUGGAACUGGGGUUUCUCUUUAGAGGAGAUAUUCAGACUGGCGCUGAAGUUCUUUAAAGAAAUGAAUGGAAAAGCCUUCAACCCGACAUAUGAAGAAAACCUGCGCUUGGUUGCACUUCAUAAGCAAGUUUCACUCGGGCCCUUUAACCCCAAUACCAGCCCAGAGAUCGGGUUCUUUGAUGUUCUGGGGAAUGACAGACGGAAAGAGUGGGCACGGCUGGGCAGUAUGGCGAAAGAGGAUGCGAUGGAGGAUUUUGUGAAGCUUCUAAACUCCUGCUGUAGUCUAUUUGCACCAUAUGUCACUUCGCACAAGAUCGAGAAGGAGGAGCAGGGGAGGAGACUAAGAGAAGAGGAGGAGCGUCUCCGUGCGGAACGAGAGGAGCAGGAACGACAGGAUGAGGAGAAAAAACGACAACUUAAACUGGAGGAGGAGAGGAGGAAACAGGAAGAGGAAGUGAGGAGGAAACAGGAGGAGGAUCUGUUACUAUUGUUGGAGCAAAAACAGCAGAUCAUGGCUGCAUUAAAUGCACAGACAACGGUGCAGUUCCUGCGGUAUGCACAGCAGCAGUUCCCCGACAGCCCGGAACAGCAGCAGUUACUGAUCCAGCAGCUUCAGGAACAGCACUACCGCCAGUACAUCCAACAGGCCUACCAGGUUCAGCAGGUGGAGCAGAAACAGCAGGACUCUGCUGUAACUCAGGCCUCUCAGGUAACAUCUCAUUCAGACGAUAUGGAAUCAGUAAAAAAUGCCAUCAACCAAUCAGAAUCCCAGAGUCCAGAGCCCAAACCAUGCCAUUUAUUCUUAGGCCGCAGUCCAGGAGAGGUGGCGGUCCUGGCACCCUCCAUGUGGACGAGGCCUCAGAUAAAAGAAUUUAAGGAGAAGAUGGCCCAGGAUGCAGAGUCUGUGAUCACUGUGGGCAGAGGGGAAGUGCUGACUGUGCGGGUGCCCACUCACGAGGAUGGCGCGUACUUGUUCUGGGAAUUCGCUACGGAUCAUUACGAUAUCGGUUUCGGUUUACACUUUGAGUGGCCCAACUCAGACGGGACGACCGCCAGAACGUUACCGGAAUCUGCUUCAGAAAACCAACAGGCUGGUGGAGCUGAGGAGGAGAAGGACCAGUCUGAGAGCUGUAAUGGAACCAGUGUUCCCAACGUGACCGAGGUGGUUCCCAUCUACCGGCGGGACAGUCACGAGGAAGUGUACGCAGGAAGUCACCAUUACCCCGGACAGGGAGUUUACCUGCUUCGAUUUGACAACUCUUACUCACUGUGGAGGUCAAAGGUUGUGUACUACAGAGUGUACUACACAAGAUAGACUCGUACUGAACUCAGAACAAGCAGGUUCUGACCCAACUGACCCAGAACUUUAUAUUAUAUAAACAGUUAUAUAAUAACUAACACUACGGUGUUUUGCACAGAGAUCAGAACCUUUAUUUUCUUUUUAAUAAGAAAAGCUUAGGCCACAGUUCUGCUCCAGCUGCUUUUUCACUGCAGGUCUGAACGGGUUCGAGUUCAGAGUAACGGUUCUGAGUUGUAAGUAAUGGUUCUGGUGGAUUUUCAUCACAAAUCCAUUUCAGUACAGAAUUUGUACAAACUGCUGGGACUGGUUGUCCCUAGACUUUAUAUCAGUCCCAAAAACUUUCGUUAUGAUCCCGAGCCAAAUUAAAACCCCACAUUAUUUUAGCAAGUAGAUUUUAGUUAAAACUGAACUUUUAUCUACAGUUCUGAGAUGUAGGUGCCUCUACAUCCUGAUUUCUGACCCAGAAUGUUUCUAUUGUUUCGCCUGCCGUCCGCAUCCACAUCCCCACACAGUUAGAAAACUGCACUACAGCAUGUCUGAAGCACUGUAUAAUAUAUUACUGUUACAGUGAGUGACUGAUUUUGAACACAGCUGUGUCCUGAUUAAAUAAUGCCACAAAAGAAAACAGAAACUGAAACAGAACGGCUUCAGUAUCCGUUUGGUCCUGCAGUGGAAAAGCGGUGAAGGUGCUCAGAUGAACAGUUCUGAUCUAGAACUGAAGAGCUGCUGUGGCACAAAUAGCUGACAGUUCUAUGGUGGUAGUUUUAAUGUUAUGGCUGGUGUAGAAGCUUCUGGUUACUGGCAGGUUAAAUACACAAGAUUAAAUAGUUUAAACAGUUCAUUUGAAAUGAUAAUUAAAUGAAGGACAAUGGGUUUAAAUUCCAGUCAUUUUUUUCUGAUGUGUAACUGCAAACUGAUAUGUAUGUUGCUGAUUUAGAUUUGCUGCUCCUGAUCUUCCUAGAUAACUCUUAACAGACCCCAUCAGUACUGGGAAGGUGUGUAAUAGUAAUAGUUGUUGAGUUUACGUUGAAUGUACAAAAUGUGAAAUGAAGUGGUGCAAAAUUAAAAAUAAUAUAUUUACCUUAAUAGAGCAAAGUAACCAAAGAAGAAAAUGUUAUAAGGUUGUUAAUAUAUGAACAUAAUGUCUCAUUGGUUGUAUUAACCAGGUGUCACUGUAUUCUGGACGUUAUUAUUGAAAUAUGCAUUUUAUACUGGGGAUGUUUUAAUAAAUGGAUUUAUUAUAA
Molecule: messenger RNA, 2721 nt
Organism: Astyanax mexicanus (Mexican tetra)
Lineage: Eukaryota; Metazoa; Chordata; Actinopteri; Characiformes; Acestrorhamphidae
Product: ACBP and GOLD_2 domain-containing protein
Exons: 8
Coding region: 44-1492 (482 amino acids)
Cellular component (GO): Golgi membrane
Molecular function (GO): fatty-acyl-CoA binding
Source: RefSeq, a predicted model, not a curated record